CUGCCCAUCUUCAGCUUGUUCAUGCCAGCACACACUUCGCAACGAACACCAUAGUGCCUCAAUUUGGACGGCGACGACUACGAGCCGACACGAGAGGAGGAGUAUGCGGUGAUUUUCGGCUGGGGCGACGUCUGAGAAACAGGCGCAUGCACGCAUCUUGACACCAUGGCGUCGAGCAAAGCAGCCCGGCUUGGGGAAGAGGUGUGGAAAUCCCGAGUCGAGAAGAUCAACGCCGAAGUCGUCACCCUCACCUACGGCACCAUCGUCGCCCAACUCUGCCGCGACCUCAUCGUGCCCAACACCGCCUCGAAAACAGACUACGCCGCGGUGAACGCCGAGCUAGAUCGCAUGGGGUACAACAUCGGGCUGCGCCUGAUCGAGGACUUCCUCGCCAAGUCCAAUACAGGGCAAUGCUCCAACUUCCGCGAGACGGCGGAGAUGAUCAGCAAGGUGGGGUUCAAGGUAUUUAUGAAUGUGAUGCCGCUCGUGGCGAACUGGAGCGCGGAUGGGAAGACGUUUCAUUUGGUGUUUGAGGAGAAUCCGCUGGGGGAUUUUGUGGAGUUGCCGGAUGAUGGGCGCGCGCAGGAGGAGCUGUGGUAUUCCAACAUCCUGUGUGGGGUGCUGCGAGGGGCGUUGGAGAUGGUGCAAAUGCAGGUCGAGGUGCAAUUUGUGAGCGAUGUGCUACGCGGGAACGACACUACGGAGAUGAGGGUGACUCUGAUUCGGUAUAUCGAGGACGAAAUGCCGCCUGAUGAUGAAUAGUUGGGCUGAGGCGAGUCAACAAGCGUUUGACACGGGCGAUUCUACACUUCAACAGGCUGCACAGCGUCGACAGCCGCCUCGGGCGUGGAACUCGAAUCCUCGACCUCGACCUCUGGACCCGCCAGGACGGAUGAUUGAAAUUGGGUAGUUUGAACACGGCGAGCUCUACCCAACGACGAGACAUGACGUCUAAUCUGUUUGCUCGCAGUCGCUGACGGAGGAGCUCAUCAUGAGGCGCCUGGGUUGCGGAAGCGCAGUUAACCGAGCACAGAAGCACCUCCACCUCGACCUUGACGUGGACAGUAGUUUCGACGCUGUAUUCGGAUCUUGACAGACUAAGACUAUAGAGCAGCAAGCGCAUG
Messenger RNA from Neohortaea acidophila, 1124 nucleotides. Its product is annotated as NO signaling/Golgi transport ligand-binding domain-containing protein. Bases 166 to 762 code for a protein of 198 amino acids. The record is from RefSeq and is a predicted model, not a curated record. Lineage: Eukaryota; Fungi; Ascomycota; Dothideomycetes; Mycosphaerellales; Teratosphaeriaceae. Gene Ontology annotation, biological process: intra-Golgi vesicle-mediated transport; endoplasmic reticulum to Golgi vesicle-mediated transport. Gene Ontology annotation, cellular component: cis-Golgi network membrane; cytosol; TRAPP complex. The transcript is spliced from 4 exons.